AUGUCUCAAGGUCAUCAAGACUCUCCUACUCAAGAAGCUCCACGUGAUGAGGAAAAGAGCAAAGAUGAUGAUGCUCACAAGUCUGAAAGUUCCCCUUCGGACAUGAAAUCCUCUAAUUAUAAUAUUGUGGAGUCGUUUUCCUUGUUGGAACUCCAAGACAACACUACUACAGCUAACUCCAUGGUUGACAAUGUCACUUCACAAGUAACAGGUAUGGAGUCAAAACCUGACCUGAUACUCAAAUCUCUUUACGAGAUCAAGAUUGCCGCUCCAUCCGACUUGAUUGUGACAAUCAACUGGACCAAUUUAUCUCGCUUCGCCUCAACCAUACUCUAG
Lactuca saligna is the source of this 336-nucleotide messenger RNA. The record is from the annotation of a GenBank genome assembly. Lineage: Eukaryota; Viridiplantae; Streptophyta; Magnoliopsida; Asterales; Asteraceae.